This is a messenger RNA of Gongylonema pulchrum, 675 nucleotides long. The record is from the annotation of a GenBank genome assembly. NCBI's taxonomy places the organism in Eukaryota, Metazoa, Nematoda, Chromadorea, Rhabditida, Gongylonematidae.
AUGUUGCUGCGCGAGAUCCUCGACAUCUCCUUUUCUGGCCGAGCUCCAAGUCAAGACCCCGCACUUUUCGCUUUGGCACUGUGCGCUCGAUAUCAGGUUUGUGAUACAACUGGCAAAAGAAAAUUAGCGCCGAAAAGUAAAGAGGAUCAGGAAGGAAAGUCAGUGCUGAAAAGUGAAAGGGAUCAACGUGGGCCAUUCGAGCGUUAUUGUUUAAAGAAUUUUAUUAAGCCACUGGAUCUAACUUAUCAGAAAUCGCUGCAGCAACUUGCUCUUCUUGCCGUUUCGAAGGUUUGUCGUACCCCACUUCAUCUUUUCAAGUUCAUUAAAUACUGUAAAAUGGUUUCGGGUGAAACUGGGCGUAAAAUGAAAAGCAAAGGAUGGGGGCGUGCGUUACGGGCUGCUGUUUGCAGCUGGUACUUCAACCAAAGUCCUGAGCAGCUGGUAAUGCUUGUCACUAAAUAUCGCAGUGGUGAAGGGUACUCGCACCGCGACCUCUUCCGCUUGAGCCAUAUCCACGCAUCCACAGCAUUACCGCCUGAACACAACUACUGGCAGUAUCAUACCGAAUACGACGCCAUUUUCAACUUUGUAAUGCAAGGUAAUCGUCGUGCUGCUUCAUACAUACUCAGUGCAUUUUUACGCCACCAUUUUCCUCAGUUUCAAUUACUUUUGUAG